Molecule: messenger RNA, 3666 nt
Organism: Paramormyrops kingsleyae
Lineage: Eukaryota; Metazoa; Chordata; Actinopteri; Osteoglossiformes; Mormyridae
Gene: kynu
Product: kynureninase
Biological process (GO): NAD+ biosynthetic process
Cellular component (GO): cytoplasm
Molecular function (GO): kynureninase activity; pyridoxal phosphate binding
Source: RefSeq, a predicted model, not a curated record
AAAUCUCCACCUCUGCGAGCCAACAGCUUAAAAAUCCGUAUCUAUAUUUCUCCUCCAUAAAGCAUUGUAUUUAAAUCUCAAACCCAUGAUUCAGCUGCCGUGUUCAGUAUCAGUUCAUGUUUCCCUGUUUGGUUUCGUUUUAAUGCACUCAAAGGCAGAUAUUCUUCAAGCAGAAAAUUCAGUGUAUGGUCAAAGUUCGCUUGUUGGCAAGACAUGAAACACUUUCAGAUGAGUGGGUAGCGUCAGUGUCACGAUUUCCUAAUAUGAAUGGCAAAAUGUAGCAGUAUUUAUGAGUAAUUAUGAUUGAAUGGGAAAUACACCUCCCACGCAUCAGUUUCGUUUUAAAAGACAAAGGAGGCUUUUUGUCUUGUUUGUUGCUGCCGUCGUUAUCUAUCGAUGGUUAAUAGUUAAAAACUGAAGUUCCCCGUUAAUCUGCGUGUCACAGUUCAGUGUUUUUGCCUUUGGACUCAUCGACCUACUGUCUCACAAAGAAAAUCAUUAGUCAUCUUGCACCAGGACCAAUUUUCCGCAUUACUCCAGUACUAAUUUAAUUGAGCUCUCCUUCCUCUGCCAGCAUGGAGGAUGGCACUGUCUCCCAUGCCUCCCCAGCGGAGAUUUUGGAGCGGAUCUCGGCGCAGCUGGGCUGCAGCCCAGCCUCGGCGGAGUUGGCCGUGCACCUUGACGGCACCGACGAGCUGGGACACCUGCGGGGGCUGUUCCACAUGCCCAAAACCACAGACCUGUCUCCCACUGACCCCGGGCUCGUCCACGGCACGGAGGACUGCGUUUAUCUGGCGGGAAACUCACUCGGGCUGCAGCCAAAGAAAACCAAGGAGUAUCUUGAUGUGGAGUUGGACAAAUGGGCAAAAACUGGAGUUCAUGGCCAUACAGAAGGAAGCCGGCCUUGGGUCUGCGCUGAGAACACUAUAGAAGAAAUGAUGGCUCAUCUUGUUGGAGCUAUGGUUGAGGAGGUGGCUUUGAUGAAUGGCUUGACGGUUAAUUUGCACCUUCUGCUGCUGUCUUUCUACAAACCCACAGCCAGACGGCACAAAAUCCUCAUUGAGGAUAAGGCGUUCCCCUCUGAUUACUACGCCGUGCAGUCCCAGAUACGCCUGCGGGGAUAUGAGCCGCAGCACAGCCUGCUCCUGAUCAGGCCCAGGGAGGGAGAGGACACUCUGCGCACUGAGGACAUCCUGACCACCAUCGAGAAGGAGGGAGAUUCCAUCGCUGUCAUCCUGUUCAGCGCAGUGCAGUAUUACACAGGACAGCUGUUUGACAUGGCCGCCAUCGCCACAGCUGGCCAGGAGAAGGGCUGCCUCGUGGGUUUCGACUGCGCACACGCCGUGGGGAACGUGCCACUGCGGCUGCAUGACUGGGGCGUGGACUUCGCCUGCUGGUGCUCCUACAAGUACGUCAAUUCUGGAGCAGGCGGCUUGGCUGGAGCGUUCAUCCACGAGAAGCACUCGGGCAGCGUCAGGCCAGCGCUGUGGGGCUGGUGGGGGCAUGACCUGAAGUCGCGGUUUCUGAUGGAUAACGAAAUGCAGCUGAUUCCUGGUGUUGGAGGAUACAGACUAUCCAACCAGCCCAUAUUACUAGUGUGCUCCCUCCAGGCCAGUCUAGAGAUCUUCAGCCAGACCAGCAUGCAGGCUCUGAGGAAGAAGUCUGUCCUCCUGACGGGAUACCUGGAAUACCUUCUGAAGCGGAACUUCGGCCACGAGGACGCCGACCCACACAAGGCCCACGUGCGCAUCAUGACGCCCUCGGAUCCGGCUCAACGUGGCUGCCAGCUCUCGCUCUGCUUCUCCGUGCCCGUCACCAACAUCUUCAGGGAGCUGGAGAGGCGGGCGGUCGCUUGCGACAUGAGGGAGCCCGACGUCCUGAGGGUCGCCCCAGUUCCGCUCUACAACUCCUUCCGCGAUGUGCACCGCUUUGUCUGCAUUCUGAGGGAGGCCCUAGCUGUUAGCCAUGGUCAUCCACAGGGGGCGCUGUUGUGAUGGAAGGAGCUGUCACCCUCCCUUCCAGACCAAGCCACAUCUGUGCACAUGGCCACCUGGUACACUGAUAUGAAUGUAACAAUAAUAAUUAUUAAGUGGACUGCGUGAACGGUUCUGCUGUGUCCUGAAGACCCAGUCCAGAUGUGUUAAUGUCACUGUUAAAAUUCCUCUGUAAGAAAACAGAUGAUUUUCAGAAUCAGAAUUAUUAAAAUGGCAGCUUUCUUUCAAAGCGCACAUUUGUGUAGGACGCCUGCUGCUGGCACUGGCUCCCCAGGGAUUCCUUACUCAUGCAUAGUCAAUGCUGUAGACCCCGUUGGCAGACAAUACCCUGGUGCCAAAUUGCCACUGUUCAGCCGAAAUUAGACCCAUUCUUGACAUUAAAAACAUCUAGAAAAAUAAAAACCCAACCUAGCAGAAACUACACGAUCAACCAGCUGCUGUUCUCAAAUAAUGAUGAUAAUUCAGUGUUUUUCAAAUUUUUUUUUUGUCAACCUCUAUGCAAGAAAAUUUCAGAUUUGACCUGAUUGACCCUUGAUUGUAUCUACCAUGUAUAAUGACAUCAGUCACGUUUGAUGUAACUCUACCUAUUCUUAAAUGUUUAAAAAAAGACCACCAAUGUUAAAUGAAAUAUCCAGCUGUUACUGGCCACUUUCUACACUCACCAAAAUGUCACUUCUGUCCACUCAGUUGAGUUGUACUUUACGCAACGAAAAUUGCAGUUAAAAAGAGCAAAAGUUGAUGGUGAAAACUGAACUAUAUUCCACGUUAAGGUGCUUUCAUUUUACAAAUGGGAAUGGACUUGUCUGAAGCCGGUGCUGUUAUUGUGAAAGUUAGCUGCCCUCAGUCUCCGUUUCCCUGAUUCAAAUGAACGUCACUCACUUACUACUGAGUGGUUGGUAACGGUGAGAGUUUUCCCUCUUUAAGCCGAUAUAUCUCAGAGCGCUUCCGGCUUUCCAUAGGUGUGACCUGCCACAUACAUCACCAGAUUGUUCGAGCUGCUUGGGCUGAUGGAUGGCGGCUUGUCAGAAAUGAUCUUCCCUGUCAGCUCCGCAAAAUGUUUUGCCCGGCUGCCAGUCUUGGAAGCAGAGCUGGCUGAAAUGCACUUGAUUUGCUGGGGGCUCUUAGGGGAAGUUUGGCCUCUCUCUCUCGCCAUGAAAACUCAUAAUGGAGACGCCAUUCAGUUAAUUUCCAUCUUCCUGUUUAGCACUGUUUUGUCAGACUGCAUUCUUAUAACAAUGAUUGAUACUGACACCAUGCAGAAUCUGGAAGAAAAGUAAAUAUUUUAGGCAUUUAUCUUUCACUGUUGGUGUUUCGGUAUGAUUUUUAAAUGCCAUUUCCCAGAGCUAUGACGCCUCUAAUUUGAACAAUAUCUCCUGUGCCCAGUUGUUCAAAAAAUUUUAUCUGCAUGAGAAUGAUGCCGAUUAGGAAAUCCCAUGGUUUGCUAACCAGGAUCUGGAUCUUACUUUUUACACCAUUUUUUUCCCAAGGUAACAUUGGAUUGGAUUAUCCAGAUCCAGAUAUUACCAAAUCUGGAUUACCAGUGAUCUAAAAAGGACUACAUAUUGCAAUGUAAGCUACUAGCUAUGUAAAGAACAACAGGUAGAAUAUCUAUUGUGGGAUCACUUUAAGUGUUGUUAUUCGACAAUAGCACAAUAAAAUCAUCAAAAACUUG